Messenger RNA from Rotaria sordida, 522 nucleotides. NCBI's taxonomy places the organism in Eukaryota, Metazoa, Rotifera, Eurotatoria, Philodinida, Philodinidae. The record is from the annotation of a GenBank genome assembly.
AUGAUGACUAAUGCAAUUAUCCCUCUCGUCUAUGGAUUAUUAAUUGGUAAAAGUGCUCAAGAUUACAAUUCAUUCUUCGAAAAAGUAUUAGUACAAGAUAAUUUUCAACCUGAAUCAAUUAUGACUGAUUUCGAAACUGGUACAAUCAAAUCCGUUAGAGAAAUGUUGCCAAACGUUUUACAUAAAGGAUGUUUAUUUCAUUUUUCGCAAGCGAUAUGGCGACAAGUUCAACAAAAAGGAUUGGUAACAAAAUAUAGAGAAGAUGAGUCCUUUCGUUUGAAUGUAAAAAAAUUAAUUGCUCUUGCUUUCGUUCCAGUAGAUGAAAUUACAACUGGCUUUGACUUAAUUACCAAUCAAUUCGAUGAUGACGCCGAUGAUUUACUUGAUUAUUUUGAAAAAACAUGGAUUGGUGAACCAAAAAGAAGAGGAACUGGUCGAAAGAAGCCUCAAUUUGAUCACAAGUUAUGGAAUGUUCAUGAUCGUGUCCUCGCUGCUGUACCUCGUUCGAACAAUUCGAAAUAA